This is a messenger RNA of Nelumbo nucifera (sacred lotus), 3432 nucleotides long. Its product is annotated as Protein kinase superfamily protein. Gene Ontology annotation, biological process: protein autophosphorylation. Lineage: Eukaryota; Viridiplantae; Streptophyta; Magnoliopsida; Proteales; Nelumbonaceae. The record is from RefSeq and is a predicted model, not a curated record. Gene Ontology annotation, cellular component: plasma membrane; plasmodesma. Gene Ontology annotation, molecular function: transmembrane receptor protein tyrosine kinase activity; ATP binding.
AUCGAUAAUUCUAGAAACUAUAAUUGCUCUUUUGGUAAAACGACUGUUACUUCGUUCUUUGUUCUCAUUGCUAAGUGCAGUCUCUGAAGAUUAUCUGUGGCCCUGGAUCCUGGUUAGGGGGAAAAAAGAAGAGAAGAGAGGGAAAAAAGGCGACCCACCAGUUCCAAAGCCUCAAGGAUGUGGUAGGUAGAAGUGUAGAGCAUCGUCUGGUGUGUCCAAAAGUCAUGGGUCCUUACCGGAAGAGAAUUUCUUAGACGGGAUUAACUGGGUCCCGUGACUGCAGCAUGCCCGUGAUCCUUUGUCUGUCACGCUUCGAUCCGUCUGUGUGGGAAAAUUGUAGAAAAGCAAAGCGACACUUCUACUCGAAUCACUCCUGUGGACGAUUUUGACAAUUACUUAAUCCCGACCAGCAAAAUUAUCAAUGGUUUUUGUUUUUUCUUCAUCACAAUCUCCAUGGAAGAAAAACUAUAAAGAUGAUAGCUUACUCACAUACGAGUCUCUCUCUGCAACCAAGCUCUGCAAUUUCUUCUUGGCUCCUCUUUCUGUAUCGCUGUCUGUGUAUCCGAUGAAAUAAAGAGCUUAAUUCUUUUCCACGAGAAAGAAUAACUAAAUGGAAAAGAAAAAACCUCCAUUUUUCUAUAUUCCUCUUCUUCUUCCCUUUCUUCUCCAAUUCUUAUCUCUUCCUCUUCUCUCACUGGCCUUCACUCCCCUGGAUAAUUAUCUUAUCGACUGCGGAUCCAACGCAAACAGCACAGUCGAUAGCCGCCAAUUCGUCGGAGAUUCAACGAGCACCGGCUCGGUCUUCCUCUCCGCGCCUCGAUCCAUCUCCCUCAGAGACCAAAGCCCACCUCAGGGUCCAUCGCCUCUGUACCGAACAGCGAGAGUUUUCACUGGGGUCUCCAGUUAUCAAUUUCAAAUCAAGAAAAAGAGCACUCAUCUGGUACGUCUCCAUUUCUUUCCUUUCACUUCACAGAAUUACGAUCUCAGUACCGCUGUCUUCCACGUUUCGAUUCAUGGGUCUUUACUUCUGAGUAAUUUUAGUGUCCGGAGAAGCGGGGGUAACAAUAACAACAGUGCCGUGUUGAAAGAAUACAUAUUAAUGGUAGAUAGUGGGAAGCUUGAAGUUUCCUUCACCCCUGUUGGCACAUCAGGUUUCGGAUUUGUUAAUGCCAUUGAAGUCUUCACGGCUCCCUCUGAUCUGAUUACUGAUGUGGGAAUUCAGUUCAUUAGUCCGGCGGGAGCUGGGGAAUACGAAAACGUGACGUCUCAGAUUCUAGAGACCGUUCACAGGAUCAACGUUGGGGGAGAAAAAGUUACACCUUUUAAUGACACUCUGUGGAGAACUUGGAUUCCAGAUGAGGAUUAUCUGGUUUUGAAGUCUGCGGCAAAGCCCGCUUCUCGAACUCGGCCACCUAAUUACCAGAAGGGGGGAUCAACCAAAGAGAUCGCUCCAGAUAGUGUCUACCUAACUGCCCAGCAGAUGAAUAAGCCCAAUCUGUCUAUGACUCUGAAUUUCAACAUAACUUGGUCCUUUCCGGUGAGUCCAGGUGGUGUCAGGCACCUGGUUCGGUUGCAUUUCUGCGAUAUCGUCAGUACAGCCCUUAACCUGCUGAUUUUCGAUGUAUAUAUCUAUGGCUACUAUGCAUACAAAGAUCUUGACCUGUCUACCAUUACCAGCCAUACGUUGGCAUCUCCUUACUACAUUGACCGUGUCAUUGAUUCGGAUGAUUCAGGGUUUCUGCGCAUUAGCGUUGGACCUUCUGAAAUUACUGCCCCACCAAAUAUUAAUGCUUUACUGAACGGGGUAGAGAUCAUGAGGAUGGUUAGUGCCAAGGGUUCGAUUUUACCAAGCGGGUCGAAGAAAAAACAUGUGGCGCUUCUGUUAGGUUCAGUGCUUGGAGGCUCUGCUCUUAUGUGCGUGUUGAUAAUUGCAGUUGUGCUGGAAAUGAAACGAAGGAAGAAGAAGAAGAAAACAGGAUCAAGACCUGGGGAAACUGUGGCAUGGCCAUCCUGGCAGGCAACUGGAGUGAGAUCCGGCAGCGUGCUAUAUGAAAGGACUGGCAGCACAAGCAUGCAUCUUGGCAUGAAGAUUCCUUUUGCUGAGAUUCAGUUUGCAACGAAAAACUUCGACGACAAUUUGAUUAUCGGUUCAGGUGGAUUUGGUAGGGUGUACAAAGGAGUGCUCAGAGACAACACCAAAGUUGCAGUGAAGCGAGGUGUACCAGGAUCUAGGCAGGGCCUCCCAGAAUUUCAUACAGAGAUCACAGUCUUGUCAAAGAUUCGUCACCGGCAUCUGGUUUCCCUGGUUGGAUAUUGCGAAGAACAGUCGGAAAUGAUACUGGUUUACGAGUACAUGGAGAAGGGGCCUUUGAGGAAUCAUUUGUAUGGUCCAAACUUUCAACCAUUGUCAUGGAAACAGAGGCUCGAAAUAUGCAUCGGUUCAGCCAGGGGUCUCCAUUAUCUUCACACAGGUUCAGCCCAGGGAAUCAUCCAUCGUGAUAUUAAAUCAACCAACAUUUUGCUGGAUGAGAACUAUGUGGCCAAAGUUGCUGAUUUCGGCCUUUCCAGGUCCGGCCCCUGUCUAGAGGAGACCCAUGUUAGCACUGGAGUGAAAGGAAGCUUUGGAUAUCUGGACCCUGAGUAUUUUAAACGGCAGCAGCUCACAGAUAAAUCUGAUGUCUACUCAUUUGGAGUGGUUCUUCUUGAGGUACUCUGUGCGAGACCAGCCAUCGAUAUCUCGCUCUCAACGGAUCAGGUCAACUUGGCCGACUGGGCAAUUAAAUGGCAAAAGAAAGGGUUGAUUGAGCAGAUCAUUGAUCGCCAUCUCGUGGAUCAGAUAAACCCCAGGUCUCUGAAGAAAUUCGCAGAGACGGCAGAGAAAUGCUUGGCUGAAUAUGGUGUUGAUAGACCCACAAUGGGUGAUGUGCUAUGGAAUUUGGAAUAUGUACUUCAGCUCCAUCAGAGCGGUGUAAACAGAGAACCACACGAGGAUAGCGCUCCUGCAGCAUCGGAGCUCCCAUUACCCAGAGUCAUUCCACGCGCUCCUUCUACUAACAUAAGAACCGAAGGAGACAGUGAUGGGAAUUCAGAGGUAUCAACGACCCAAGUCUUUUCACAAUUGAUGACAACUGAAGGCAGAUAGUUGUGGCCAAUGUGCCAUUACACAAUCAAUCAUCAAGAAUGAUAUUUGACAGAUGAUCGAUCAGAUCAGUAAGUCGAUCGAUAGGGUCAUAUAAAGGAAUCAAUCACUUCUUUAGUUCCUCCCAACCAAAUGGAAAUUAACCUUCAACAACUACAGACAUGUAAUGUAAUGUAAUGUAUCUUUUUAUAGUUCUGCCACUCAUAUCUAUGGUUGUUUCUUCUUUAACUUCAACCCCUGCAUUUGCCAAUGUUAUAUUAUUGUGCUAAAGAGAGUCCAUGCUUAUUUAUAUA